Messenger RNA from Phytophthora nicotianae INRA-310, 4032 nucleotides. RefSeq lists its product as hypothetical. Lineage: Eukaryota; Oomycota; Peronosporomycetes; Peronosporales; Peronosporaceae. Gene Ontology annotation, cellular component: membrane. Gene Ontology annotation, biological process: intracellular potassium ion homeostasis; intracellular sodium ion homeostasis; proton transmembrane transport. The record is from RefSeq and is a predicted model, not a curated record. The transcript has 2 exons. Bases 1 to 4032 code for a protein of 1343 amino acids. Gene Ontology annotation, molecular function: P-type sodium:potassium-exchanging transporter activity; ATP binding; ATP hydrolysis activity.
AUGCCGGGAUCAACUAGCCGAGACUCGCAUCCUCGGUUGUCAUCCGCAGACAUCGUCGCGGUGACGACCGAGAUGCGUCUACGACAACAGGGACGAAAGAAUCGAGCUGCGAAAGGCAAGGACGACUCGGAUGACGCCAAGCGGGAGCUUGUCAUGGAAGAGCACAAACAGAGUCCGGCCGAGAUUUUUGCAGAUCUGGGGUCCGACCCAGUGAACGGUAUGACCCAACACGAUGUUCAGGGUCGUCUUGAAUCGGAGGGAUUGAAUCGAUUAACCCCACCGAAGCAAACGCCGGAAAUUAUCAAGUACAUUCGUGAACUGACGGGCCUGUUCAGUCUGUUACUGUGGGUCGGCGGCGCUCUGUGUAUCAUCAUUUAUGGACUGCAGGGUGACCCCAACAAUCUGUACCUUGGUAUCGUGCUGUUUUUGGUUGUGGUCAUCACUGGUACAUUCUCGUACUUUCAGAACGCGAAGUCCUCAAACCUGAUGGAAUCAUUCAAGCAAAUGAUGCCUACAGUCACGACGGUGAUCCGAGAGGGCAAGUCUCAGAAGAUCGAGGCAUCUCAGCUGGUUCGUGGAGAUAUUAUCCUUCUCAAGGGUGGCGACAAGGUUCCUGCCGAUAUUCGCGUGCUGGAAUGCUCCGAUGAUCUCACAGUAGACAACUCGUGUCUGACUGGCGAACCAGAGCCGUUGAAGCGAGUUCCUGACUGCACGGACGAAAACCCUUUGGAAACCAAGAACUUGUGCUUCUUUGGUACCUUUAUCCCCCAAGGUUCCGGCAAGGGUGUGGUGGUUCGUGUGGGGGACAAGACUGUCAUGGGUCGUAUCGCUAAGUUAGCAACUACGACUGGACAAAGCAUGACGCCGAUCGCACGUGAGAUUAAUCAUUUCGUCCACAUCAUCGCGGUAGUCGCCGUGGUUAUUGGUGUCAUCUUCUUCAUCAUCGGCAUCUUCCUCAAGACCGAUAUCGUCACCAACGUGGUGUUCAUGAUCGGUAUCAUCGUUGCAAAUGUCCCUGAAGGGCUGCUAGCUACAGUGACUGUGUGUUUGAGUCUUGCUGCGAACCGGAUGGCGCACAAGUCGGUCCUCGUGAAGAACUUGGAAGGUGUUGAGACGCUGGGCUCCACGAGCUGCAUCUGCUCGGAUAAAACAGGCACGCUCACACAGAACGUCAUGACGGUCGCUCAUGUCGUCUACGACAACAAAAUCUUCGACGCCGAAUGUUCCAUCACCCCAGUAGGGAAUUACGACCUCAACUCUCCUUCAUUCAAAGCGCUACAGCGCUGCGCCACGCUGUGCAACAACGCUGUCUUUGACGAAGAUUCAAAGUAUGAGAAAGCGGUUGGUCCUGAUGGUUUGGCUGCACGUGGGAAACGCAAACCAUUCAAGGAGACAGUGUCGAUGGGCAACGGAUCGACCAUGGAGAAGGUGGCGUGGGAUACAAUCGGCGAUGCAUCGGAGUCUGCUAUGAUCAAGUUCUGUCACGACAAGAAGGAUAUCAUUGAAUUUCGCGAGGAAAACCUUAAGAUCAAGGAAGUUCUGUUCAACUCGAAGAACAAGUACCAGUUGUCUCUACACAAACAAGACAACGAUGAUAGUAAACCGCUUUUGAUGGUGAUGAAGGGCGCGCCUGAACGAAUUACCGCUCGCUGUGGAACGGUGUUUAUUAACGGCGAGGAAGUCCCAAUGACCCCCGAACGUCUUGCUGAAGUGGAGGCCGCUCAGCUCGCUCUGUCCAAGAAGGGCAUGCGUGUGCUCGGAUUUGCUCAAAAGAUCCUUGAUCCAGCUAUUUACCCGGCAGACUACGAGUUCAGCACCGACAACCCGAACUUCCCACUUGGUGAGAAGAACGUUGACUACGAGGCGACGCCAAAGCCCGACCCGAAGGUGGAGGAACCGUUGUGCUUCAUUGGUUUGAUGGCGUUGAUUGAUCCACCGCGUCCUGAGGUUCCUAUUGCUGUGGCGAAGUGCAAGACAGCAGGAAUUCGUGUGAUCAUGGUCACUGGCGAUCACCCGAUCACUGCGAAGGCCAUCGCACACAAAGUCGGAAUUCUGUGGGGCCCCACUUGUGAAGACAUCGAAGAAGAAAACACCGAACGUGGUCUCAGUGAAGGUGAUAAUGGAUGGAUUGAUCCGAAGACUGCUCCGGCCAUUGUCGUUCCCGGAUGGACAAUUAGUUUGGACACCCCGCAAGAAGAAUGGGAUCGCAUCCUGGACCACAGGCAGAUCGUGUUCGCGCGAACGUCUCCGCAGCAGAAGCUGAUCAUCGUAGAGAACUGUCAACGUCGCAAGGAGAUUGUCGCAGUGACUGGAGAUGGUGUGAAUGACUCGCCAGCAUUGAAGAAGGCUGACAUUGGUAUCGCAAUGGGUAUCAUGGGCUCUGCUGUGUCCAAGGAGGCGGCCGAUAUGAUCCUGCUGGAUGACAACUUUGCCUCGAUCGUGUGCGGAGUUGAAGAAGGACGAAUCAUCUUUGACAAUUUGAAGAAAUCGAUUGCGUAUGCCCUGGCUGCUAAUAUCCCGGAGCUGGUGCCGUUCUUGUUGUACGCUACUGUUCGGCUUCCGCUACCGCUUACGACUGUGCUGAUGCUUCUUAUUUGCCUGGGGACUGAUAUGAUCCCUUCGAUCGCUAUGGCGUACGAAGGCGCUGAAAACGACAUCAUGCUGCGUGCUCCUCGCAAUGCUGAAGUGGAGCAUCUAGUGACCAAGAAGUUGGUUUUCUUCGCGUAUGCAUUGGUUGGUAUCAUCGAGGCUGGUGCAGGUAUGUUUACUUUCUUGGCUGUGAUGAAUGACUACGGCUACGUACCCAGGAUUCUGCCCAACCUCGGCUUCUAUGAUCGCUUCGGAAAGCAGGUCCUAUGGUGCCAAACGGAAGGUGGUCGCUACUGCACUGCUGGUGGCAAAUACAAGAAAGAUGGCAAGCUUAUCCCGCUAGGAGCUACCACUGGAAACGAGAAAGGUGUCCCUGACUGCCAAGACGAGUACAACGAUACCAUCCCAACCGGAGGCGAUAUUUUUGAUGCGCACAUUUUCUUCGACGCGACCGGAGGUGGCAAGGUCAUCGACUGCCAAUUCCCACUGCAGAACCUCGAUACUGAGGCUUCCAAGCCGGAUGGCUACGAGAGAACAGAUCCCAAGACUUACGCAGACUAUACCUCGACACCUUUCGUCACAUUCCAGUCUAUGGAGUCAGCAUGGAAGAAUGAAUACCGUCCGUACUACCCGAUGGCUUCACGACGCUCAUCAUUCUUCGACAUGGAGUGGUUCGACUACGAAACGACUCAGACCGGUCCUCCAGGCUUAGUGGACAGCAUUUCACAGGAUAUUUUCAGUACCUUCCAGCCUCUAUCUGUUUGGGCUAUUACUGACAGCGCGACCUUAGGAGGUGAGGUUUCAGCCCUCGGCGGAGCUCGCGAUGCCUUCGGUGAUACAGAGGUGACUGCCGUGGAUGGAACUGGUAAGCUAACAACCACCAAGUUCUCACUAUCAGCCGACAAGUCUUACAAAGUGGGAAAGAGUUUCGAGAAAAUAAAAAAGUCUGAUGGAACAGCCCCGUGCAGUGGGAAGCAGUGUCUGCUGGACUACCAUGCUGGAUUCACUCGUCGUGACACAGACGGCAAGGCGUACGUGAACAUCAUGUCACGCAUGAUGCAGUACAGUGCGCUAUCUAUUGCUCAGACUGCCUACUUCGUUGCUGUCGUGGAGAUGCAAUGGGCCAACGUCAUGAUCUGCAAAACGCGCUAUCUGUCUAUCGUGUCUCAGGGAAUGAUGAACAGCGUGCUCAACUUCGGUCUGAUGUUCGAGUUCAUGCUAAGCGCCGUCAUUGCGUAUGCGGGCUUCACACACACUGUGCUCGACACAGAGAGCAUUCGUUUAGUGCACUGGUUCCCUGCGCUGCCGUUCUCCAUGUUCCUCUUCUUGCUGGACGAAGGGCGAAAGUUCCUCAUGCGAUCAACAUCCCGUAGCGUCAUCCGCAAGGACACGGGUCAAAUGAUCCGCUAUCCAGGCUGGCUCGAGGUAAACACGUACUAUUAG